Messenger RNA from Lodderomyces elongisporus, 1017 nucleotides. It is a transcript of the gene TRM61, whose product is annotated as tRNA 1-methyladenosine methyltransferase subunit. Gene Ontology annotation, biological process: tRNA methylation. Lineage: Eukaryota; Fungi; Ascomycota; Pichiomycetes; Serinales; Debaryomycetaceae. The record is from RefSeq and is a predicted model, not a curated record. Gene Ontology annotation, cellular component: nucleus; tRNA (m1A) methyltransferase complex. Bases 1 to 1017 code for a protein of 338 amino acids. Gene Ontology annotation, molecular function: tRNA (adenine(58)-N1)-methyltransferase activity. The transcript has a single exon.
AUGUCAUUUACAGGCUUCAAAACAAUUAUAGAGGAGGGUGAUCUUGUGCUUGCAUUCAUCAAUAGAUCAACAAUAAAACCCAUAACAAUCACCAAGGGAGAAACAUUGCAAACAAAAUUUGGGCAUUAUCACCAUGAUGCAAUGAUUGGAGUGCCGUAUGGUUCUCAAAUCAGCGGCGCAAAGGGGUAUGGUUUCAUUCAUUUACUUAAUCCGACACCUGAAAUGUGGACUUUAUCAUUACCGCAUAGGACACAAAUAGUUUAUACUCCUGAUUCCUCAUACAUUGUUCAACGAAUGAAUGUGAAACCAGGCUCAAGAGUGAUUGAAGCAGGAACAGGAUCUGCAUCGUUCACCCACGCAUUUGCAAGGACAGUGGCAGAACAGGGAAAAGUUUUCACCUUUGAGUUUCACGAACCUAGAUACCUCGAGGCCAAGAAAGAAUUAGAGGAGCACGGCUUCCAAAACAUCACUAUAACGCAUCGCGAUGUUUGUAAAGAUGGGUUUCAAAUAAAGAAUGGAGAUGAAGGAUCUUUUGAAGAGAUUAAUGGAGAUGCUAUAUUCUUGGACUUGCCCUCGCCGUGGGAUGCAAUCCCACACCUUGACUCCGUGAUUUCCAAACACAAAAGAGCUGCUAUAUGUUGCUUUUCGCCGUGUUUUGAACAAGUGGAGAAAACAGUAACUGCAUUGGAAGAAAAUGGGUGGACUAGCAUUGAAAUGGUUGAAGUUGCCGCGAAAAGAUGGGAAGCUAGAAAAGAGAUGAAACGAGACGUGCAUAGUGCCAUUAAUAGGAUUAGGGACAUACAGCAGAGGAAAAAACACGGAAUCGAGAGUUUAAGAGCAGGUGUUGUGCCGGACAAGAUGGCCAAGGUGCAGGAAAACGGGUUUUUGUCUGUGAAGAAGAGCGCAAAGGUGAAGGAGGGUGAUGCUGGGUAUGAAUGGAUAGAUGUGACUAAAGUAGAGCCUGAGAUCAAGAGUCAUACAUCUUACUUGACAUUUGCAUAUAAGCUCUUAGUUUAG